Messenger RNA from Ipomoea nil (Japanese morning glory), 771 nucleotides. Its product is annotated as receptor like protein 30-like. The transcript has 4 exons. Gene Ontology annotation, molecular function: protein binding. Lineage: Eukaryota; Viridiplantae; Streptophyta; Magnoliopsida; Solanales; Convolvulaceae. The coding region runs from base 9 to 737 and encodes 242 amino acids. The record is from RefSeq and is a predicted model, not a curated record.
UUCAUCAAAUGGGGAAAUUCUUAUUAUGGGUUUUGAUUUUGGUGAUGGUAGUGAACACUUUGAGCUGUUUAGGGUGUCUCGAGGAAGAGAGGAUUGCACUCUUACAUGUGAACACUCACAUACUGAACACCACAUAUGGGAACUCUCUAGAUUCAUGGGUUGAAGAUAAAAUGAGUGAUUGUUGUAAAUGGUCAAGGGUGACAUGUAGUAAUAUUACGGGAAGAGUGAUUGGACUAUAUCUCUCUUUUGUAAGCUAUGAAAGAGUUGAGAAUUGGUAUAUCAAUGCUACUGUAUAUCUCCCUUUCAAACACCUCAACUCUCUAGACUUGACUAGAAAUAACAUUGCUGGUGUGGUUGAGAAUGGAGGUUUUGAUAAACUGUCAAAACUUCGCAAUUUGAAAGAGCUUGAUUUGAGCUAUAACAACUUGAAUCGCAAUAUAUUUUCUUCUCUCAGUCAUCUUUUGUCUCUCAAGGAACUUUAUUUGGAUGAAAAUCCUUUGGAUUCCCCUCAUAAUAAUUCAGACAAUAUAGGUCAUGAAAGACUCUCCGGAUUAAACAAUUUGGAGAUCCUCCACAUGAGAUCAACCAAGAUGGAAGAAAACAAUGUCUUAUCGGCUUUGAAUUUAAAAGACUUCAUCAACUUGAAGGAUCUCGACAUAAGCGAGAACAAAUUCCAAAGCUUUGAACCAAUUAAAGGUAUUGGAGGGAGGGAAAUGUUUUUGAAGCAUUUAUGUUGACAAAAUUUAUAAAAUAUACUUUGUAAGUUGGAGG